CUCGGCCAUGACCACGGCGUGGUACCGGCCCACGUGGGACCUGGCCCUGGACCCGCUGGUGUCUUGCAAGCUGUGCCUCGGCGAGUACCCGGUGGAGCAGAUGACCACCCUGGCCCAGUGCCGCUGCGUCUUCUGCACGCUGUGCCUGAAGCAGUACGUGGAGCUCCUGAUCAAAGAAGGAUUCGAAACCGCUAUCAGCUGCCCGGACGCCGCCUGCCCGAAGCAGGGCCGCCUGCAGGAGCACGAGAUCGAGUGCAUGGUUGCGGCUGAAAUUAUGCAAAGAUAUAAAAAGCUACAAUUUGAAAGAGAGGUGCUGCUGGACCCCUGUCGGACCUGGUGCCCGGUGUCCACCUGCCAGGCCGUGUGCCAGCUCCCGGAGAUGGGGCUGCAGACAUCCCAGCCGGUGCAGUGCAAGGCCUGCGCCACGGAAUUCUGCUCCGCCUGCAAGGCCAGCUGGCACCCCGGCCAGGGCUGCCCAGAGACCAUGCCCAUCACCUUCCUCCCCGGGGACACCAGUUCGGGGUUCAGGCUGGAGGAGGACGACGCGCCCAUCAAACGCUGCCCCAAGUGCAAGGUCUACAUCGAGCGGGACGAAGGCUGCGCCCAGAUGAUGUGCAAGAACUGCAAGCACGCCUUCUGCUGGUACUGCCUGGAGUCCCUGGACGACGACUUCCUCCUCAUCCACUACGACAAGGGGCCCUGCAGGAACAAGCUGGGCCACUCCAGGGCCUCCGUGAUCUGGCAUCGGACACAG
Molecule: messenger RNA, 754 nt
Organism: Myotis lucifugus (little brown bat)
Lineage: Eukaryota; Metazoa; Chordata; Mammalia; Chiroptera; Vespertilionidae
Gene: RNF144A
Product: ring finger protein 144A
Exons: 6
Biological process (GO): ubiquitin-dependent protein catabolic process; protein polyubiquitination; positive regulation of proteasomal ubiquitin-dependent protein catabolic process
Cellular component (GO): ubiquitin ligase complex; cytoplasm; Golgi apparatus
Molecular function (GO): ubiquitin protein ligase activity; zinc ion binding; ubiquitin conjugating enzyme binding
Source: RefSeq, a predicted model, not a curated record